AUGUUAAACAUAAAACAAACAAGGUUACAUUUCACAGGUAAGACUAACGUCGACAUUUGGAUUAGCUAAUUUAGCUAGUAACUAGCCAACUAGCUAGUCAGUUUACGUUAGCUUGUGUAGCUAGCUAAGAUUUCCAGUAAUAAAAUAGCUAACCAGCUAUACCUUGAUUUUGACGAAUGUGACUUAUAUCUUAGCUACCGUAUCAUAAAAAAAACGUGGAACUUCUAAACAAACGAACAACCCGUAUUAGCCCGGCCUUAGUGGUCGCUGUUUCAUCACUGUUUUUAGCAAUCUGCAGUUCAAACAGUAACAAAGCGGAGCUUCGCCACUGAUUUGGUAAAUAGCUGAGGGAUGGGGCUGGAGAAAUGUAACCACUGUCAAAUUCAUAGACAGAGCUAUGAAUGCAAGGACUGACCAGAGGCAGUGACCAUCCAUGAUGUCAGAAUUAUAGUUUUAACAAUGUUAUGAGGCUAUAAAGUGUUUGUUUACAAUUACAAACUAAUAUUUUGGGUUCUGAUGGGUAUGACAGUUGAACUAAGCUCAUGAGGCAUUUAUAAGUUAUAUUCUUCAAGAAUCAAUAGUUAUAUACAUUUAAAAGUCCAAAAAUGUAUGUUACAAUCACAGAUUUCCCCGUUGAUGUUUACAUUUUGUUUUUUUUACCUUUUCUUAUGUCAACAGCUUUCCAAAGCGUGAUCCUAAACGAAUAAAAGAGUGGGUGGGUCAGAUGAAAUGGAAAGACUGGCAGCCAACCCCCCAUUCCCUACUGUGCUCAGAGCAUUUCGAGGAGAGGUGCAUGGAUAGAACUGGGCAGACAGUGCGUUUACGUGAUGAUGCCAUACCAACUAUCUUUACCUUUCCUAGUCACCUACAAAAAAAGGUAUUUUGUCAAAUGAGGCAGGUGUGUUGUUUUCAUUUAAGCUAUUAGACCUAACUGAGUCUGGUGGUUGUGAAUGUAACAUAUGAGGAAUUCUUGAAACGUGCUUUGGCUUUGUUGGUUGAGUUGAACUUUUGAAUGGUCUGUUUUAUUGUUGAGUUCUUGUAGUUUCAGAAAACAGCUGGAAGGAGGAAAAGAGUAACCUUGGUGAGAAAUGCUAAAUGUUCCAAACAAAUCAAAUUUUAUUUGUCACAUGGGCCGAAUACAACAGGUGUAGACCUUACAGUGAAAUGCUUACUUACAAGCCCUUAACCAAUAAUACAUUUUUAAGAAAGAAUAUCUAAAAAAUCAAUUAAAUAAAAGUAACAAAUAAUUAAAGAGCAGCAGUAAUAGCGAGGCUAUAUUGUGCUCCUAUAUUGUGCUCCUGAGUGGCGCAGUGGUCUAAGGCACUGCAUCGCAGUGCUAACUGUGCCACUAGAGAUCCUGGUUCGAAUCCAGGCUCUGUCGCAGCCGGCCGCGACCGGGAGACACAUGGGCGGCGCACAAUUGGCUCAACGUCGUCCAGGGUAGGGGAGGGAAUGGCCGGCAGGGAUGUAGCUCAGUUGGUAGAGCAUGGCGUUUGCAACACCAGGGUUGUGGGUUCAAUUGGCCCAACGUCGUCCAGGGUAGGGGAGGGAAUGGCCGGCAGGGAUGUAGCUCAGUUGAUAGUGCAUGGUGUUUGCAACACCAGGGUUGUGGGUUCGAUUCCCACGGGUGGCCAGUAUAAAAAUAAAUAAAUAUGUAUUCACUAACUGUAAGUCGCUCUGGAUAAGAGCGUCUGCUAAAUGUCUAAAAUGUAUAUACAGGGGGUACCGGCACAGAGUCAAUGUGCGGAGGCACCAGUUAGUCGAGGUAAUUGAGGUUACUGUACAACCAGUUUUCCAUUCGUAUUGCUGUUUACUCUUAAGUAUAUGGCAGAUUUGGAUUUCCCUUUUGAUUUCACAAAUAAAAUGAACUGUGUUUGGCCUCUACUCGUUACUUCCAGUUUCCAGAGGAUCCUGUUCCUGAGGAGUCGACACAACGGGAGAAGUCUCCACCAAGUUACUUAAACCACAGUAUAUGGCACCCAAGUCGUUUCCAUGACGACUACUGUGUUCCACAGGUACAAAGUACAUAUCAUUCUUAUCUAGAAUUUUUUUUAAAGAUUUUUUGACAAAUAUUUCAUUCAUGCUUAUUUAUUUUGUAUUUAUUUUUUUGCAGAGUAUUGACUGGGCUGUAAAAGACAUGCCUAAAGGAGUAAGUUGUGAGUUAGCCCUUAUGAAGCUGAUUGAGCUCAUCAAAAUUGUUUGAUUGGGAAGGGUUCCCGUAAUUCCUUACAGAACAACCAUGUUUGUAUCUUUUGCCAAAUAUUCCAAAUGUUUUCAUCCAAACAGCUUAGUUCACGGUACCUGCUCAAAAAUCCCAGGGAGGAGCGUGUUGAAAAGUAGUGUCACUGUUACUCCCAACGAUCUUGAUGAGGCCCAAACCUCUAGGGCUAGUUGCAUGUAUGAUUACAAAAUCCUAUAAAGGUCUUCUAUAACCCUAAACCUUUCCAUACACGUGCUUUAAUAACUGAACUCCUGACAAUUUCAGAUCCCAUCUGCAACUUUAGAAAAGCAAGGUCUGAUCUUUAUCCCCAAGCACGCAAUCAAGGUAAGGUUUCUGACAGACGAUUGUAUUCUGGACAGCGGGCAACAAGAUUCUUUUUCACCUGGGUCCUGUUCAUUAGGGCAAACGGUGCCGAAGGAAUACAAACAUGUAUACAGAUAGUGCAGCGCUACCUUGCUUCACUCAGGUUCUGAGGGUUUCCUUCUGUUUUAUGCCUACUAACUGAACACGACCCUGGUCAACUUAAAGGAUUACUGUUGUGUGUAUUCCCCAGUUAUUACCUCAUGUUAAUUGAUAUGCAUAUAAACUACACAUCAUAACUACAGAUUAUUUUUGUUUGAACCAGAUCAAGGAGAAAUGGCAAUGGCUGACAAUGGAUGUGAAGGGACCAUUUCCAGAGACCAGAAGUAGACACAAGUUUGUACUAACUGUAAUGGACUACUACUCAAAAUGGAUGGAAGCCUACCCCAUGAAAACCAACAACAGUAAAGAGAUUGCCAAAAUAAUUUCUGACCUCAUCUCUCGCUUUGGCUUCCCUGUUGGAAUCCUGUCUUGUUUGACUCGAGCACACAUUUUAGAGGUAAGAGAUGCAUGCAUGUAUCGAUGUAAGUGUUACUGUACUGCCCUAAAUAAAAAUGUUUUGGGGUAAAUGAAGUGUUGCACUAAAUUAUCUCAUGAAUAUUAAGUACCAGGGGUUGGAACCAAAAUUAUUUUCCAGUCGUUUUGUUCUGAAGAAAACCAUAUUUGUUUUUGUUCCAUUCCACUGUUCAGCAGAAUAAAGAUCUGAACCAGUUCCACCCCAAACAGUCCUGCUUUAUGUCGUUCCAUUCCACUGUUCAGCAGAAUAAAGAUCUGAACCAGUUCCACCCCAAACAGUCCUGCUUUAUGUCGUUCCAUUCCACUGUUCAGCAGAAUAAAGAUCUGAACCAGUUCCACCCCAAACAGUCCUGCUUUAUGUCGUUCCAUUCCACUGUUCAGCAGAAUAAAGAUCUGAACCAGUUCCACCCCAAACAGUCCUGCUUUAUGUCGUUCCAUUCCACUGUUCAGCAGAAUAAAGAUCUGAACCAGUUCCACCCCAAACAAUCCUGCUUUAUGUCGUUCCUUUCUCUUCCUUUUUUAAACCACUGAAAUCGAAAAUGUUUUACAUUUAGCUGCGGAUAGAGCAGCUUACUAUGGAAAGGGCAAGCUUUUUACAUUCAAUGGACAGACAAGGGUAGGGCGUGAGAUGGGACUGAAAUGUUGCUGUUGGGGAGAGAGGGAGGAGGCUUGGCUUGAAGCGCUGGGCAUCUUGUUAUGACCUGCAUUAUCUGAAAUAGGCCCACAGGAUUAUACCAACAGAGGAGCGGCUUCAAGGAACGUUGAAUGUCUUGGAACUUCAGAGAGUUGGUUUAACGUUGGACCAGAGCUAGCAGAGCGGCACCAGAACUAAAAUAAAAACGUGUUACCUUUUUGUAGUUAAUCAAAACAAUGUGAAACGUGAUAACUAUCAUAUCCUUAACUAGCAUUGAAAAAGUUAAUCCAUUCGUCUCUAAUUAAAAAUCGCUCUUCUAAUUUCUGAAUCCCUCUUUGAACGUCAGUAGGGUACAAUAGACGAUGCUUCGGAUGGGGAGGGGCAGGUAGCCUAUGCACGCACACACUGGCAAAGAUUUUCAGCUGGCAGGCAGAAACUAGAAUAUGUUUCUGAGUGACGGGGUGAGGGCUUUGCAUAGACGCUUUGUUGCAUUUUUUUGUGGGACUGGAAAAAGAAUGCCCGGAACGUAAAAUAACAUUAUUAACCGGUUCACAUCCUUUUCAAACAACGGUUCUGUUCCGGAACAGUAUAGAUUACUUUCGUUCCCGGUUCUGAUUCUGUUCCUCUAAAAAGUGCAUUAUUUUCCAGUUUUCUGGUCCUGUUCCCUGAACCGGUUCCAACACCUGUUAAGUACCCCUCCUCUUUUAAUUUUACAGAUCAACUCGGCUUUGGGUGAUCUGAAGAAACUGACAGGCCAACUCAUAUUCUACCGCCCUCUGGGAGUGUCACUGGAUCCAGUAACAAAGUCCCUCAUAGACCGGUUUGUUCUCCACUGUACCUUGCUACACAGCCACCUGAUUCUAAAAGCUUAUACUAUGGAUAGUAGUGUACUAAAUAGAACUGGGUAAUGAUUGCAAGAAUCUUUUGGCAGUUUCCUAAAUCCAAUCACAUGUCAUGCUAGCCCAGCUGACUUAUAAUAAUAUGCAUUUGUUUUGUUUAAUCCAUUUUCAUCAUAUAACUGGACAGGUUGGUGUCAGAUCUGGUGAAAGACCAUCCUGAUCGCUGGGAUGUUUACCUGGCUGCCAGUGUGUUCAGCUUCUGCUGCAAGGAGCACCCCACCACUAGACAAAUACCCCUCUCUCUGCUGCGCUGCGGAGGGACUCAGUCCGUCUCCACCUCACCAAGAAAGCUGCCUGUAAGUUGGAGGCUGACAGUGUUUAGACUCACAAGUUCCUACUCCUACAUCAAAACAUACUCAUAUCAUUGAUUCCCAUUGAAUGAAUGAAGAAAUGCACAUAGAAAUAGGUUUGAAUUAUGUAAUAUUUUUGUUCAGCUUUUAUACUGACUUGUGCUUUGACCACCCUGUUUGCAUUGCAGGACAAUGGGAUAAAAGGAAGGACCUUUGUCAUACUAGAGGCCCAACCACCUCAAAGGGAAGUCCGCGUGGAGUGCAGUCAGUGCAGUCAGUGGAGCACGGUCAGCCAGGACUCCGAGCUGAAGAGAUAUGAGGACAUGAAACUUGGGGAUGAGGACUACACCCACACCUGUGUGAGCUGCAGGGUGGCCAUGAGCUGCAGGGUGGCCCUGGAGGUCAUGAGGGGUUAGCAGACAAGGACAUGAACAACUGGAUGUAAAUGACAAAGGAGCUUUUCAAACAAGGACUGAAAAGAUGGAGGAUAUAAUAUGGAUGUUGGAAACAAAGUGGUGGUGAAGGAAGAGAUCGAUGUUGGAGUCAUAAAAGAGGCAUAGGGGAAGAAGUUUGAAUAAUAGGAGUUUAUCAUGUAUACACUUUAAAGUUGCUCAGUCAUUGAAGUUUUCGGAAUGAAAUAUAAACAGAUUGUUGUAGACAGUUUUGUUUUCAAGUUGUUGUGUGUGCUCAAACAGUGGAGUUUUUCUAUUUUUUUUAAAUGCAUUUGGGCAAACAUCUAUAUACUGCUUCAAACAUCUAUAUACUGCUUCAAACGUCUAUAUACUGCUUCAAACAUCUAUAUACUGCUUCAAACAUCUAUAUACUGCUUCAAACGUCUAUAUACUGCUUCAAACAUCUAUAUAUUGCUUCAGUGCUUCGCCUAUUCCUCUCUGAUAUCCUCUCUGGUAUUUUAGAGAAUGCGGUAGCUGCAGUCCAAUAUGGCUACCGGAAAGUGGGUGUGUCGAAAGGAAAGGAGUGGGUGUGUCGAAAGGAAAGGAGUGGGCGUGUGGAAAGGAGUGGGUGUGUGGAAGGCGCUCUGCUAUAGGUUACUUAGACGGUUGCUUACUGUGACUGUCACCCUGAUAUUGGUUACUAGGCAGCUACUUCCCACUCCGUUGGGGGUCAAUGGACAGUAGACCGUGGACAGAUUGGAUUAUGCUGAGCAGCGGGGCAACGGUCUAUGACCCGUGACCUGAAAGGGCAAAAACCAGGAGGGAGGAGCGCUCUUCUCAAAUGGAACAGUAAUCUGUGCCGCUGGGUCAUGUUGUCAACAAGGCAGCAUGGUGCAUCGUCCAGAAACAUACAACAUCUCUUUUCUAUAAAAUAUAUGUUUGAAUUUUCAAACUAAUUUCCCUUGGGAAGGCAGAUCUGGUCCUCCAUAUCUCAGUUGGUGGAAGCAUGGUGCUUGUAACACUAGAAUUUGGGUUUGAUUCCCGCUGGGACCACCCCUACAUAAAAUGUAUGCACACAUGACUACAAUAUUACAUUUUUGUCCUUUAGCAGAAGCUCUUAUCCAGAGCGACUUAUAUCUAGUGCGUUUAUCUUAAGCUAACUAGGUGAGACAACACAUCACAAUCGUAUCAAGUACAUUUUCUCUCAACAAAGACUUUAUCAGCAAAGUCAGUGCUAGUGGGAAAACAACGUUUAUUUUUUUAUAAAAGUGUCUGCUAAAUGGCGAUAGUGUUUCUAUCAAAAGCAAUACACCACGUGCCUAAUUAUGUCACUUUUGUUUUGAGCCGACUUUGCUGUGGGCUUUGAACGGGGCACCUGGCUCAUGCCCACGAGGCAGCCCCAUUCCAAAACGAAUGAAAUCAACUUUCAUCCGGUACAAAUCACGCCUACCCGUGUGCCUGGGACAGAUGAAUAGAAUCUCCUCAGUGCUUGGCAAGCAGGAGCCGUGAUCACGGCUGGGCUACUGCAUUUUGGUCCCCGGAAAACAGCUCAUUUACUGCAUUUCAACACAUUUUGGCAGGGUGCAGAGAGAAAAAUGUGGCCAAUCCGGCCCUGACUGUGAAACAGCUAUCCAGUGUGAAGCACCUAAGGUCAGCAGCAUAUCUGCCUCAGUGGUUGGCAGGCACCUUGAUACAGCAGCGGUGCUAUGGUCGCCAGGCUUAUCAACUUGUCAUGCAGUCCAACCAGCCACGCGAAGCGGUCUUGAGUGGCAACAAAUCUGCCCAAUUAGGUUAUUUUCUUUCCAUACGCACGCUCAUUUCGACACACCCACUCUCUCAUACUCUGGUCACCAUAUUGGGCUGCAGCUACCCCUACUUGGGAUUUUACAUGGUGUUAUUUUCCUUUUUUCCACCCCGUCCAGUUGGUGGUGGUGUUGCACUACCUUUUUGUUUUCUACACGCCAUAAAACCACCAGCGAGGAAGAAGAAAUGAACAAGCCCUAUCUGUCUUGUUGAGCUUUGACACAGAGUUUCUACCUGAUAGCAGUGGAGGCUCCUCAGGGGAGAAAGGGGAGGACCAUCCUCAGUGAAUUUCAUAAAAAUAGUGAAACAUUAAAAUAGUUUUCCUUUUUAGAUAAAAACUAUACAAAAUAUAUUCACGUCACCAAAUAAUUGAUUAAAACACACUGUUUUGCAAUGAAGGUCUACAGUAGCCUCAACAGCACUCUGUAGGGUAGCACCAUUGUGUAGCCGGAGGACAGCUAGCUUCCGUCCUCCUCUGGGUACAUUGACUUCAAUACAAAACCUAGGAGGCUCAUGGUUCUGACCCCCUUCCAUAGACUUACACAGUAAUUAUGACAACUUCCGGAGGACAUCCUCCAACCUAUCAGAGCUUCUGCAGCAUGAACUGACAUGUUGACCACCCAAUUAAAGGAUCAGAGAAUGAAUCUAGUACUGAAAGCAUAAGCUACAGCUAGCUAGCACUGCAGUGCAUAAAAUGUGGUGAGUAGUUGACUCAAAGAGAGAGAAAGACAAUAGAUUAACAGUUUUGAACAAAUUAAUUUCUUCAAAAAUGAAGGAGGAUCAAGAGAGAGAGCUAUAUUUAGUAUAUAAAUAUAUAUAUAUAUAUAUAUAUAUUACUUUCACUUACUUAGCUAGCAAAUGCAGCUAGCUAGCCUACUCAAACACCCGGCUCAAACAGAAGGAUGCUGUGUUAGCUAGCUGGCUACGGCUAUCCAACACUGGAACUCUUCCAAGUCAAGGUAAGCUUUUGGUUUUACUAAUGUAUUGCCACCGGGGCCUGCCGGAGUUAUUGCUAAACUGCUAACUGACUGUACACAAAUGUUACUGCAUGAUUGUAGUGGGUUUACUUAUAGUUAUGUUAUAUUUGCUAUUCUGUGAGGGCCUAUAUUCCCGCUAUGGUGCUUUAAGUGCCAAGGAUUUGAACAAGUUGCAGCAGUGUGUAGAAGGGAGAUCCCACAAUGUGAGAAAUGUGCAGGAGGGCAUAGUCAGAGGGAGUGUACAGUUGGGAUAGAGAAAGCACUGUGUCAACUGUGGAGGUGCCCAUGCAGCUGGGAAACUGAAGUGCCCUGUGAAAGAGAGACAGGUUUAGAUUGCCAGAGUUUGAGAUGGGCAGAAAGUUUCAGGCCUAUACCCCCAGUGAGUAUAGGCCUGAAGAGAGGGAUCCAGAGAAGAUGAGUUUUAGUAAGGUUGGAUUUCUUACCUUUAUAACCAUGGUGAUGAACUGCACUGCACUGAUGGAGCUGAAAUCACAGAACAUAGAUGUGGUAGGUGCAGCAGCAGAUAAAUAUUUGGGUGUGAGUGAUUUUAGUGCAGAAGAUCUACAGGAAGUUUUGAGAGAAGGGGUUCCAUCCUCCCAGGCCGACAGCCUGGUGUAGGAUCGCUUAGGACCAAAGUAGUGGGAUGGGGUGGUGGGUUUUUGGGGGAUAGUGUUUAGGUGCAGGGUUAGAUGAUGGGGACCAAAUGUGCAAUACGCACUCCGACCUGCGAAAGGCAGCAAUAAAUAACACCGCGUCUAAGUUCUGCCGGAAAUUCACACGAAGAAUAAAAAAUGUCAUGUUCAGCUUACAGCUGUAAGAAUAGAGGACAUGAUACAUAUGAUAAAAAUAAUCAGUUGCGUGCCAAAAAAGUUAGGCUUCACAGGUAAGGCUUGCAGCAUUUGACUAACAACACGUUCUUUGCUAACCACGUAGUGUAAGCGAUUGGGUAGCCAACAUGUUAGAUAGCAGCUAGCGAAGCUAACAUUAUCAUGUGAGGCUAGCUGAGAGAUUUCCGGUCAUUUCGAUUUUAUAGAACGUGCCGUAUUAUACCUUAGCAUAACUAGUUAGCUAGCUGUUUUUGUUGAAGCUAAAUUAACAAGUCCUGAUGUGAAGGGAUCUGGGAAUCUGUCCAAUGUAAUGGUAUUUUCAAUUAGGCUAUUGUCGAUAUUUAUGCUAGCCACAGCUGAUUUUCUAUAUCAUAACCAAAAUAUAACUGUUUUCGUUGCAAACACGUUUUCCGUUUGAAGUAAACGGUUUCCGUUGCAAAACAUUUGACUAAAGAUUACAGGCCUGGGGUGUAUUCAUUAUGCAGAUUCUGUUGCAAAAGUUAUUUAAACUGAAGUGAACUAAAUGGAGAGGGACCUACCAGAAUUUGUCAAAUAGAAACUAGAUUUAGUUGCAAAACGAAAUGUCUAUUGAUGUCCCUGAUGAAAUGGUCUGUCAUGAAAUUCCCUAAAAACAUGCCACUUCGAAAACAGCUAUGACUUUGUAAUAGCAGGUUUGGAGAAUUAGGUUAAGGUUAGGAAAAGGGUUAGCGAAAAUGCUUUCCUAACCUGCUACGAAAAGUCACAUGUAUUGAAGUGGCGUGUUUUUAGGGAGUCCUGGACUGUCAACCUUUGCAUCUGCAGCACUAUGGGGUUACAUUUCCUUAUAGCCCAUCCCUAAGCUGGAUACUAAAACAAGUGGCAAGGACCCCCAUCUUCUCUGAAUUAGCUUUAAAAGUCCAGUGCCAUCAAAAACGUGAUUUUCCUGUGUUUAUAUAUAUAUAUAUAUAUAUUUCCACACUGAGGUUGGAAUAAUACGGUGAAAAUGAUGAUAAUGCCCUUUUAGUGUAAGAGCUGUUUGAAGACUGCCUGAAAUGUUUUGCCUGUUUUGGUGGGAUGGCGUUUUGGUCUGCCUGGUGAUAUCACCAGGCGGUAAAUUAGUUGAUAGACCAAUAAGAAAGAGUUCCAAACCUCUUUUGGGACCAUUUUUUAAAAUUGAAAACAAUCACAGUAAGGUAUUACUUAAUUGUUACCCAGAAAUUAUUUUGAUAUUGAGAUAAAAACGUCUGCAUUAGACCUUUAAAAAAAAAGCUAAUGUUGUUUCUCUCAUCUAUGUUGAUGUAUAUUAGCUAAGUUGUUACUUUUUUUAAAAUUAGAUUUCCGCUGAGUGACCCCAAAAGACUAAAAAAGUGGAUCCAUCAGAUGAGAUGGAAAGGCUGGAAGCCAAACAGAAACUCCAGACUGUGUUCAGAGCAUUUUGAGGAGAAGUACCUGACAACACCCUCAACUGGGCCUGGUGUUCGUUUACGUCCUGAUGCCAUUCCAACUAUAUUUUCCUUUCCUAGUCAGUUCCAAAAAAAGGUAAUUUGUGAAAUUAUGCAGGUUUGUUUUUUUGUUAAGCUAUUGACUGUUUUUUUUCUUCAAAAUUGUUAUUAUUUUGAUACAAAUGAGAAAUUCUUGAAUCAUGCUUUGGAAUUGUUGUUUUGAACUUUCGAGCAGCAUGUUUAAUUGUUGAGUUCCUGUUUCAGAAAACAGCCGUAACGAGGAAAAGAGUAACCCUGGUGAGACAUUUAAAAACCUAAUUGUCCUACUAGUUUUCAAUUUGUAUUGUUUUUGAUAUGGCUAGGAGUCACACUUUUAUUCUCAAUCUUUCACAAAUGAAAUGAACUACACAACCAAAAGUAUGUGGACACCUGUUCGUCAAACAUGUCAUUCCAAAAUCAUGGGCAUUAAUAUGGAAUUGUUCCCCCCUUUGCUGCUAUAAUAUGGAGGACUAAAAGUGCCACAAUUAAAUAAAUAAAUACACCAUUAAAUAAUUACUUAAAUGUGUCAUUAAUUAAUUAAAAUUAGAAUUAAAUACAUAAAUGUGUAAUUAAAUGUAUCAUUAAUUGAUUCAAAUACCGAUUCAUUUUAUGUAAAAUACAUAUAUAAUUAUUUCACUAUUUACAUUUACAUUUCAUGAUCCUGCAUUGCAGUGAUUCAUGAAUUACUUAAAACUGUCAAACUGACCCAUCAAAAGUUGGUAGGCGGAACCUAACGCCUGAUUGGUUACCCUCUGCAUCAAGCCAAGACAAAUCAAUUCCGGAUAAUGGAUUGAUGCAGAGCUACUGAACACAUUCCAAUACACUGGGUGGCGCUAUUCACCUUCAAUAAGUUCCUCUGCUUUACUAGCUACAUGCUCUGGGUCAGCAGGUCCUGCUUCUACAUCCUCUGCUAAGUUUAAAAUGUCUCUAACCAACUCCCUGGAAAGUUCACGGAGAUCCUCCAUUGUCUCUAUCCAGGUUGGCCUACUCAAACAGCCUCCACUCUUCUGGGAAGGCUUUCCACUAGAUGUUGGAACAUUGCUGCGGGGACUUGCUUCCAUUCAGUCACAAGAGCAUUAGUGAGGUCGGGCACUGAUUUUGCGCGAUUAGGCCUGGCUCGCAGUCGGCAUUCCAAUUCAUCCCAAAGGUGUUCAAUGAGGUUGAGGUCAGGGCUCUGUGCAGGCCAGUCAAGUUCUUGCACAUCGAUCUCGACAAACCAUUUUGUAUGGACCUCGCUUUGUGCACAGGGGCAUUGUCAUGCUGAAACAGGAAAGGGCCUUCCCCAAACUGUUCCCACAAAGUUGGAAGUACAGAAUUGUCUAGAAUGUAAUUGUAUGCUGUAGCGUUAAGAUUUCCCUUCACUGGAACUAAGGGGCCUAGCCCGAACCAUUAAAAACAUUCCCAGACCAUUAUUCCUCCUCCACCAAACUUUACAGUUGGCAAUAUGCAUUUGGACAAGUAGCAUUCUCCUGGCAUCCGCCAAACCCAGAUUUGUCCGUCGUACUGCCAGAUGGUGAAGCGUGAUUCAUCACUCCAGAGAACACGUUUCCACUGCUCCAGAGUCCAAUGGUGGUGAGCUUUACACCACUCCAGCCGACGCUUGGCAUUGCGCAAUGUGAUCUUAGGCUUGUGUGCGGCUACUCAGCCAUGGAAACCCAUUUCAUGAAGCUCCCGACAAACAGUUAUUGUGGUGACGUUGCUUCCAGAGGCAGUUUGGAACUCGGUAGUGAGUGUUGCAGCUGAGGACAGAUGAUUUUUACGCGCUUCAGCACUCGGCGGUCCCGUUCUGUGAGCUUGUGUGGCCUAGCACUUCGCGGCUGAACCGUUGGUGCUCCUAGGGCAGAAAUUUGACGAACUUUACUUGUUGGAAAGGUGGCAUCCUAUGACAGUGCGAUGUUGAAAGUCACUGAGCUCUUCAGUAAGGCCAUCAAAUCAAAUGUUAUUUGUCACAUGCGCCGAAUACGACAGGUGUAGACCUUACAGUGAAAUGCUUACUUACAAGCCCUUAAUCAACAAUGCAGUUUUAAGAAAGAAUACCAAACAAAACCACAAAAAAAUACAAUAUAAAAUAAUACGAAAUAAAAGUAACAAAUAAUUGCUGCCAGUGUUUGUCUAUGGAGAUUGCAUGGCUGUGCUCUCGAUUUUAUACACCAGUCAGCAACGGGUGUGGCUGAAAUAGCCGAAUCCACUAAUUUGAAGGGGUGUCCACAUACUUUUGUAUAUAUUGUGUAUUUAUUAACCUCUACUUGUGAUUUCAGUUUCCUGAGGAUCGUGUUCCUGAGGAUUUGCCAUCAGUACCAGCUGAGCCAAGGUGGUUCUCAAAACCAAUACAGUUUGUAUGAGUUAUAGGUUAUGGGCCGAUGUUGUGAAGAAAUGAAGCAAUUCAUAGUUUCCCUCUCUUGUUUCCUCUUGUAAUGAAACACUAGCUCUGCAGCGUCAACACGGUUGAAGAGGACUCCCAGUUACUUUAACCACAGUAUAUGGCACCCAAGUCGUUUCCAUGAUGAUUACUGUGUUCCACAGGUACGAAGAACAUAUCACUCUUAUCCAGACCUCCAAUCGUCAAACACAUGUUGUGUUAAAUACUUGAGGUGCGCUUGAUUUAGCUCGCCCCAGUACAAUAACCAAUGGAACACUGUCUUCCCAGCCUGCACACCGGUAAGCUAAAUCAAGCGCACCUCUAGUGUUUGAGUAUUUGGCCCAGGUCUGCUCUUAUCUGGAGUUUUUACAUUUAUGGAGAUAUUUCAUGUAUCCCUUUUAUUUUUAUUUUUGCAGAGUAUUGACUGGGCUGAGAAGAUAGACCAAAUGAAGUAAGUGUUAGCUCUUAUGAGGCUGAUUGGGCCAAACAGAAUCGAUCGAUUGUGCUCCACUCACAACCAAACAAUCCUGAUGGGCCCAAACGAGGGCUACAUUGAAACUCAUAUAAGGACUAGUUGUGUGUAUACAGUGUGUAAGGGCUUAGACGACUAGUUGUGUGUAUGAUCAACAACAUUGUAUAAAGGCUUUCUAUACCUCCAAACCUUUAUUUCCUGCUUUAAUCACUGAACUCUCCUGACAAUUUCAGGUCCCACCUUCAGCUUUACAAAAGCAAGGGCUGAUCUUUAUCCCCAAGCUCGCAAUCAGGGUAAGGUUUCUGACAGACAGGCUUAUUCUGGACAACAGACAACAAUAUUCUUACAUUUAUUAUUUUAUAUCUAAUAUAUAUAUCAUUUUCUUUUAUUUGAACCAGAUCAAGGAGAAAUGGGAAUGGCUGACAAUGGAAGUGAAGGGGCCAUUUCCAGAGACCCAAAUUGGACACAGAUUUAUAGUAACUGUAGUGGACUACUACUCAAAAUGGGUGGAAGCCUACCCCAUUAAAACCUGCAGCAGUAAAGAGAUUGCUGAAAUAAUUUCUGACCUCAUCUCUCGCUUUGGCUUCCCUGUUGGAAUCCUGUGUUGUUUGAGUGUAGCGCUGACUGUAGAGGUAAGAGAUACUGUGGUUAGAUUGUAGAGAUGGUAUUGUGUAGUUUCUUAUGCAGUAUUUGCAGCAUUUAUCUAUGUUAGCGUUACUGUACCUCCACCUGAAAACAGAACCAGUUGUAUUGGUUGUGAUGGCCCAAUGUAUGUUGCACCAAAUGAUCUCAUGAAUAUUAAGUACCCCUCCUCUUUUGAUUUUACAGAUCAACUCGGCUUUGGGUGAUCUGAAGAAACUGACAGGCCAACUCGUAUUCUACCGUCCUCUGGGAGUGUCACUGGAUCCAGUAACAAAGUCCCUCAUAGACCGGUAUGUUCUCCACUCCAACGUUCGUUAACGUAACUUUAAUAUAACUUUUCAAGAAGCGCAUCGGUACUAAAUUGAACUGGGUAAUGAUUGCAAGAAUCUUUUGGCAGUUUCCUGAAUCCAAUCACAUGACAUGCUAGCCCAGCUGACUUAUAAAAUAUGCAUUUGUUUUGUUUAAUCCAUUUUCAUCAUAUAACUGGACAGGUUGGUGUCAGAUCUGGUGAAAGACCAUCCUGAUCACUGGGAUGUUUACCUGGCUGCCAGUGUGUUCAGCUUCUGCUGCAAGGAGCACCCCACCACUAGACAAAUACCCCUCUCUCUGCUGCGCUGCGGAGGGACUCAGUCCGUCUCCACCUCACCAAGAAAGCUGCCUGUAAGUUGGAAGCUGACAUUAGUGUUAAGCCUCACAGGUCACAACUCAAAUCACCAAUGAAUGAAGUAAUAUACAUCAAAUAUCAUAGGAAUAGGUCUUUAAAGACUGAAUAAUAUUGUUAUAUUUCUGUUCAGCUUUUAUACUGACUUGUGCUUUGACCACCCUGUUUGCAUUGCAGUACAAUGGGAUAAAAGGAAGGACCUUUGUCAUACUAGAGGCCCAACCACCUACAAAGGAAGUCUGUGUGCAGUGCAGUCAGUGCUUGGAAUGGAUCUUGGUCACUCAGGACUCCGAGCUGAAGAGAUAUGAGGACAUGAAACUUGGGGAUGAGGACUACACCCACACCUGUGUGAGCUGCAGGGUGGCCAUGAGCUGCAGGGUGGCCCUGGAGGUCAUGAGGGGUUAG
Coregonus sp. 'balchen' is the source of this 14918-nucleotide messenger RNA. The record is from the annotation of a GenBank genome assembly. Lineage: Eukaryota; Metazoa; Chordata; Actinopteri; Salmoniformes; Salmonidae.